Molecule: messenger RNA, 4245 nt
Organism: Poecilia latipinna (sailfin molly)
Lineage: Eukaryota; Metazoa; Chordata; Actinopteri; Cyprinodontiformes; Poeciliidae
Gene: mgat1b
Product: alpha-1,3-mannosyl-glycoprotein 2-beta-N-acetylglucosaminyltransferase b
Exons: 3
Coding region: 868-2409 (513 amino acids)
Biological process (GO): protein N-linked glycosylation
Cellular component (GO): Golgi apparatus
Molecular function (GO): alpha-1,3-mannosylglycoprotein 2-beta-N-acetylglucosaminyltransferase activity
Source: RefSeq, a predicted model, not a curated record
GGGAUUAGUUUGCUGCAUUCAUGUCUUCAGCUUGAACAGGUUUGGAAUGGAAGAAAAUUCUGCUUCUCUGUUCAGUGCUACUUAUCAAGCUCACAGCAGAUGAGGUUUGACGAUCCUGACAUACCUCCUGAAAAGAGUGCUGCAGUCAAUGUGUGUUUGACUGAACCAUGUGAUAAUCCUAGUUCUCUUUCAAAUUAGUGCCUCAGAGGAGCUAUAUUUGAGGCUAACAUAGCAAACGGAUGCGCUGCUCAGAGUAAAGGUACAUAAAUGGAGCAGGGAAAAUGAGCAACGUCGGCCGUCAGUACUAAUCACCCAGGACUGUUAGCGACUAGCUGGAACUCAGCUGUGAGAUCCAACGGGUCAGAUCCACGUUGUUGUCUGGAGGGAGGAGCGGACUGGAGAACAACAGUGUCAGCUGGUACAGUUUGAGUGAGGAGUAAUGAUCCUACCCCGUUCACGGUUGUCUUCUGUUUUGUGCGGAGCUUUAUUAGCAUCAGAAGAGAGCUGUCCUACAGACUUCAGGAUGAUGGGGAGCAGAUAACCUCUACUUUUUGACAUUUCUUCAACCUAAGUGAGCCCACCUUCCCUUUUUCUGAAAGCCGAGUCAUUUUACCUCUCAUUCAAUGAGUUCUUCAGGAUUUCAUGGAUUGCAGGAACUCCAGAGAAACAUCAUGCAAGUUUGUUUUAACUUGGCCUUCUGUUCUCCUGAUGCACUCCUGACAAAUAAUAAAAAAGAAUGAAAUGAAAACCAUGUGAGCAGAAAUAUUAUCCCUGUUUGUAUAGUAUUGUAACCUUGGGUUGUUGAACUUCCAUUCUGUUAUCAGAGAUUCCCUACCAACACCAUUCAUUUUGUCUGGUUUGUAGGCCAUGGUUCGCAAAAAAAGUUCUUUCAUAUUAUGUGGUGCUUUCCUGUUUGUUGCCUGGAAUGUGUUGCUUCUGCUUUAUCUUUGGGGUCGACCUCCCAUUGGCCGCCUUGGAGAUGGUGGAGGAGUCGAACCAGGGGGGAAAGAAGAGUGGGGUGCUGGAAGGGGUAAAAUGGGCCAAGUCAACCUUGCAGAAGAGAUGAUUCGGCUGGCAGAAGAAGUUGAAGUUCAUCUUGAUACCCAGAAAAAGCUACUGAAGCAGAUUGAAAUUCACAGAGAAGUGUGGGCUCGGCAGAAGGAUCUUGGGAAAAGGGAAACUGGUUCUAAUAUCAAAGAAGCAGGAGACCAACAGCAGCCUCAGAAAACUCUAAGACCUCUCAGAAACAGUGUGGAUGCUGGGGACCAAACUAAUACACAAAGGCCUGUUCAUAAGGUAGCACCAAGCUUACCUUUAGAAGAGCCUAGUGAGAAAAUCAGAAACAUUAAAGUGACAACUCCCAUUCCCAGCCCAGAAUUCAUUAUUCCUAUCCUGGUUAUUGCUUGUGACAGAGUCACAGUGAAGCGGAGCCUUGACCGACUCAUAUCGUACCGUCCUUCUACAGAACUAUAUCCAAUCAUUGUUAGUCAAGACUGCGGCCAUGCAGACACAGCUCGUGUGAUUGGUUCAUAUGGAGAGCAAGUGACACAUAUAAAACAGCCAGACCUUGCUGACAUCAAGGUCAGGCCAGAGCACAGGAAAUUCCAGGGCUACUACAAAAUUGCCAGACAUUAUCGAUGGGCACUCAACCAAGUUUUCAACACCUUUUCCCAGUCUACAGUGGUCAUAGUCGAGGAUGACUUAGAGGUGGCACCAGACUUUUUUGAAUAUUUCCGGGCCUUGUAUCCCAUUUUACGCUCUGACCCCACCCUAUGGUGUGUUUCUGCUUGGAAUGAUAAUGGCAGAGACGCUUUGGUUGAUCCUUCGAAAGCUGAGCUCCUUUACAGAACAGACUUCUUUCCUGGUCUGGGCUGGAUGUUGCUGAAGGAGUUAUGGAAUGAACUAGAACCAAAAUGGCCUUCAGCCUUCUGGGAUGACUGGAUGCGUCAACCUGAACAGCGCAAAAACCGCUCCUGUAUAAGACCGGAAAUCUCCCGGACUAUUACCUUUGGCAGGAAAGGUGUCAGUUUAGGUCAAUUCUUUGACCAAUACCUGCGCUAUAUUAGGCUAAACACUGAGUUUGUGCCUUUCACCAAACAGGAUUUGUCUUUUUUGCUAAAGGAGAAGUAUGAUGAAAUCUUUGUUCAAGAGGUUUAUAGUGCCACAUUGGUGAAGAUUGAAGAUCUUCAGCAUGGGGGUAAUUUAAAAGGACCUGGACCGUACAGGGUGCAGUACUCCAGCAGAGAUAGUUUUAAAGUCUUUGCUAGAAAUUUGGGGGUGAUGGAUGACUUAAAAUCUGGAGUUCCUCGCACAGGUUACAGAGGCGUAGUCAGCUUCUUACAUCGUGGCCGAAGGGUCUUCUUAGCCCCACCGGAGGGCUGGACGCAGUAUGACAUCAGCUGGAGCUGAGAGUCACCCAAAGUGUACAGUAAAUUUUGCUAAAGACUAAUGCUCUCUGAGACCAAAGAAUAUUUGACACAUUGAGGGCAACGCAACACAAAUGGGACUGCUCAUCAAUGGAAUAAGGUCGUGGUGACCCUUUUUCAAUAAGGGAAAACCUUUAGGGGAAAAAAAACUAAAACGGUUUAAAAACACUUACUGGCCAUGUGCCUUGCUUUUUGGACCAUGUUCUUGUGUUCAGUUCUAAAUGAGAACAUCAGCAGGACUUACCAAUAUUAUUUGCAGUAGUUGCAGGUAGAAGGUAGAAGUCAGGCAUCCUCGAUGCCCUGACUUUCUUGAUGUCAGUGCAUCAAUCCUUGAUGUGGAAAGAGACACAAGAGGUAAACUCAAAGGUCAGCAUUUGAAAAAGGAGAAUAUCUGAAAUGACUUGUAUUUUCUUUGUUUUUUCUUUUGAAAAAAUUAUCCAAUUCAAACUCAGUUACUUCAGGAGUCCUUGACACUAACUAUAAUAACUAUAAUUGUAAAAAAAAAAAAAAGUUUUAUCUAAAAUCAAAUGGAAUAAGUCAGCAAGAUUUUAGAUUAUGCAAAAAAAAAAAAUCAAUGUUGAGCAAAGCUGUUUUUCCUUUUGAAGUCCAUUAGUUUACACAACUUGUAUCCAGAUAUAAAAGAAUGUGCUAAACAAGCAGUAACACUAAUCACAUCUAACAGCAGUAAAUUGGGACUGAAAAUAGUCAACAGGCCUACAUUGCACUCUUCUGGAAUUCUGCACAGGAGGCAAGCAGUACUUUAAAAUGUGACUAUUGAAAACACAAAGGCAUAGUCUUUGAUUAACAUGUCUGACCAAAAUUGUGUUAAUUUGCUCAGAUUCCAAUAUGAAAACAACACUGUAAUAUAAAGUAUCUGAUCCUAUUUUAGGCCUACACAUUCACUUAUUGAGCUAGUGAGUAGUUCCAAAUCUGAAGACCUAUUUUCCAAAUGGACAUUGUCUCAGCCUGUUGCCAGUUUCUACAGGAGACUGCUAAUAACCCCUUCAUUCAGAUCAGGUAUGUUGAAGCAGGAACAGAUCUGGAAGAUCCAGGACCAGGGGUCUUGUCUGCCCCUGAGAAUCAGCCCUGAUUCUUAGCACAAACUCCCAAACAUUUAUCAAAUGUUUCUCUGCUUCAACAAGCAUGAUUUUAAUUGGUGAUGGAUUAAGAAACUUCUUUAAGAUCUGAUGACAAGCUUCUUUUGUGUUGGAGCUGGGAAACUUAAAAAACAUGAAGGUUACUAAUGCGGUAACCUAAGCAGUAGUGUUGAGAACUACUGGAAUGGAUAUUUAUGCCAUAAAAAUUACAAGGAUUGUUUUUGGGUGGUUUGUUUAUGUAUUUUACUUGACCAGCAGCAAAUCGAAGGAUGUUCUUGGUGCAGUGAUAAUCUAUUUCAGACCAUUGAGAUGGAUAAUUAGGAAUUAGUUGUUGAAAUUAAAUACCAUAUUACAUCAGUCACUGGAUGAAUAAAUUAAAUGAGGUGCUGGAAAUAAGAUUUUUAGUGGAUGUCCUGAAUUAAGUUUUUAAAACUGCAAAUGAGACUGAACCGAGUUGGAUCAGAUCAUCCUGAUGAUGUAUGAUGAGGCCCUGGAAUGUGAUGAAUUUUAACAAUGACAUCUAAACUCUUCUUUUUGCUGUUUUAGGUUCCAUGUAAAUCCAACAAAUGUUAUGUUUGUCCUGCAGCAAACGGGAGAUUGUUAUCACUGUACUGUAAUUAACUUUGGGUUAUUAGAAUACCAUUUCUGUACGGUGAUGUGAAAAACCACUGCCGGAACUGUUUAUAACUUUAUUACAGAAUAAAUUAAAUCAAAUAUUUUGA